CAUAUUUUUUUUUUUUUUUUUUGAUUCCCAUGGAUCCACCAUUGAUAGAUUUAAUGCCAGAUGAUAUCAAUACUCGUCAGAAAGAUAUCAAUACCGGAAGUACCACCACUUCCAAUAAUAUUGACAAUCUGUAUAACGAAGAUGACGGUGUAGCUGCCCCUGAUGACUUAUUUACCACUCCAGCUUCUACUCAUGAUAUCAAUGUAGAUACUCCUUUGACAGAUAAUGACUUGGAUUCUACUGAUACUGAAGAAGGUAACGACCAAGACACUGAAGAAACGGAGGAAGAAGGUGACGCUGAAGAAGAAACAGAAGGUGACGAAGACACUGAAGUAAUGGAUGAUAGCACUUAUGAAAAUUUGCCAACAGAAGAUAAAUUGGAACUGAUGGGACAAGGUUUAGAUGAGGACGCGCUACUGGACAACAAGGUGACGGAAUUGCUAGAAGAAGAAGACGGCCCCUUGACCUCCUCUGAUACGAAAGAUGAAGAAGAACAAGAAGAUGCACCUGUAGAAGAAACAUGGGAUAUGGAAGGUGAUGAUCAAGUGGAGGAAGGACAUGCUAGUGUAGAUGAAUCAUUAGAAGCUGGCGACAAUGUCAAUACGUCUUUCGAUGAAGAACAAAAAGAAAAACUGGAUGAUAUGGAAUCACCUUGGAUCAAUGAAGAUGGCAGUGAUCAAGAAGCUGAAAUUCAAGAACAGGACGAAGAAGAUGUUGUAGAACAAGGAACGGUGGAAGAAGUCGAUACUGGCCAUUUGGAAAGUACAUUGGAACAAGCUCUAGAUGCAUUGAAGGAAGAGGAACAAUCAUCACCAUAUAUCCAAGACAAUAAUACAAAUUUGAUUGGUGGUGAUAUUCUUGAUGAUGGAUUACUUCAAACCAAUCAUACACUCGAUCCAACAACCUCGCAUGAACAACAAAGUACAGCUAUAAUUGUUGGUCCAGAAAAUGGUGAUAUGAUGGAUAUUUCUUUAUUGUUAUUUGUCGCUGUCUGUAUACUUAUUUGUUUUAGACUUCCCCACGUCAAGCGUUUCUUCACCAAGUUACUUAAAAAACAAGAUGCCUCCUCUUCUACACUUCCGUACCAUACCACUUACAACAAGGAACAAGAUUGAUAACCCAGAAUCAUCUCUUUCGCCCUGUUUUUUUUAAUAACAACACAAACAUAUACACCUCAUAUAUAUAUUACUAUCAUACUUAUUAUUAUCAUCUAUUUAUUUACAUUGUAUUUCUGACUAUUCUAUAAUAAAAAAAAAAGAUAUCA
Halteromyces radiatus is the source of this 1264-nucleotide messenger RNA. RefSeq lists its product as uncharacterized. The record is from RefSeq and is a predicted model, not a curated record. The transcript is spliced from 3 exons. The coding region runs from base 30 to 1115 and encodes 361 amino acids. NCBI's taxonomy places the organism in Eukaryota, Fungi, Mucoromycota, Mucoromycetes, Mucorales, Cunninghamellaceae.